UUUAUUUAAUUGUGUUUUCUUUUCAUUACUUCUUGUGUUUUAUUUAUUAUAUGAAGAAAUUUCUUGAAGUUACCCUUCUAUCCUAUCAAAGUGGCUUCUUCUUCUUCAUACGUGACUACUUCAAUAGGCUAAAGGCUCUGACGCGGAUUUGGGUCAAGGUUCUUUUUGUUGAAGACCCGACUGUUGGGGAGUUUGUGCGCCAGUUGGGACAGCCUGAGAACAUGAUCCACAUCAUCGGGCAUAGCCUGGGGGCUCAUGCCGCGGGGUUUGCCGGGAAGGCUUCAAACUCGGCAGGAUUCAAAAUCGCACGAAUCUCCGGUUUAGACCCAGCAGGCCCGGGGUUCAGACGCGCUCGUGCCGCAGACAGGCUGGACAGAGGUGACGCCCUGUUUGUUGACGUCAUCCACACGGACAUUCUGGUGUUGGGGAAGCUAAAGCCAAUCGGACACGUCGAUUUCUACCCAAACGAAGGAUGGCUUCAACCCGGAUGUAAACUAAGACCAGGCUGCAGCCACGGUCGGGCUCCUGAGUUCUAUACCGAAUCUAUCAGCUCGGGGUGUCAGUUCCCGGCCUACAGCUGUCCCGACUGGGACACUUUCUUCAGGAACCGUGGGCAAUGUGAUGUCUGCAGCCAUAGCAGUCUAACAGACGGUGCCUGUUCGUUGAUGGGGUAUCCUUCCAUCAACUACCCAAACUCACAAGGCAAGAUGUAUCUUAGGACAAGUAUGGACUCCAGCCCACACUGCAGGAUCCGUGGAAGACGUGAUACUGUGAGUAAUGAGACUAGUACCGAUCAGUGUGUACAGUCCCUGGACUCAGACAUGCGGCAGGAAAUACGGGACUAUCUGGACUCUGCCACCGACCUGCAAGAGAUGGACAUGGAUGAAGAUUUCUGCAGUAUGUACAACGAUUUGGAGACUGUUGUGGCCAACAUCACAGCAUCAAAUCCCAACUGUGGACCCGAGGAUAUCCCUGUUAUCCUGGAGUACAUAGGAGACGGCAAGUAUGACACGGUGAUGGCAUGGGCGGAGGACAAAUGUCUCAUGAGCACCAGUGAUGGUUACGUCACUCUCCCGUCUGCAACCCUGAUCAUCGUGCUGCAGUUCAUAGCGAUGUCGCUGUGUGGGGCGGUGUGUAUGGGGUUCCCAUAGCCGGUAUAGUCCUGCAAAUAUAAUGAUGAGUUUAUUGCAAGUUAUUUCUCAUGGGCUAACUGUAGGUAACGUGAAUAGAGUGCAUAGAUAGCCUAAAACAAUACAACGUAUGUCUAUUUUAGCUAAAACAAAUACCUAUAACAUAUAGCUUAAAAGGGUAUAACAUGUAUAUUCUAGUCUAGGAGCUGUGGAUUUUACCCUAUUUGAUUCCUCCUUUUUCUGAGAAGAUCCAAAUUUUUUAUGUGUUUUAUGUAAUGUUAAUAAGAGAGUAGUUUUCUUUUGUCCACAGACGUAUAGAAAUUAAUACCGGAACUUUGUGAACUUUUUUCGUGAUAGUAGAAAUAAAUGAUACUUUGAA
Messenger RNA from Branchiostoma floridae (Florida lancelet), 1509 nucleotides. RefSeq names its product lipase member H-like. Lineage: Eukaryota; Metazoa; Chordata; Leptocardii; Amphioxiformes; Branchiostomatidae. The record is from RefSeq and is a predicted model, not a curated record. Bases 51 to 1151 code for a protein of 366 amino acids. The transcript has 8 exons. Gene Ontology annotation, molecular function: lipase activity.